Molecule: messenger RNA, 1137 nt
Organism: Ogataea philodendri
Lineage: Eukaryota; Fungi; Ascomycota; Pichiomycetes; Pichiales; Pichiaceae
Exons: 1
Coding region: 1-1137 (378 amino acids)
Source: RefSeq, a predicted model, not a curated record
AUGCAGUGCGGCGAUUUUGCGUUCUCGCGCUCGGACCAUGUUGAUGCUGCCACUUUGCGGAGGUCCCAAACUUUCAAAGUCCGGUCCAACGAAGAGGUGGCAAUCUGCUGGGUAAAGUUCGGGUUCACGCCAAACCCGCCGAUCUUCUUGUCAUGUAGUUGCAGAAUGUUCAUCUUGGAGCGGCUCUGCUGCUUUUCGCGCAGAUCAAACGUGCCAAACUCACCCUCCAUGGUGCUGAACGCAGCCACAUUGGGGUCCAAAAAGUGCAGAUCAGAGAAACUGGCAGCACCGCCAUACUCGCUAUCGAGAUCCAGAACCGAGCUCGAGUUGUGUUUAUCCAGGUCGAGCACGCGGAUAGACCCAUCGUACGAGCACGACACGAUCUCCUUGGGUUUCUCGUUCCGAAUGCGGAUCCUGGGGAUGUUGCUCCCGUGGUGUUUUAGGUGUGUGGUCUCGGGGCGCGAGUCUGUGUCGUCGUCCACGGACCAAAUACCCAUUUCACCUCCAGUGUCGCCACCAAUUACGACCUUGCGCGUGGUGGACGGAUGGAACGUGAUGGAAGUCAUCCGCGAUGCGGUGAGUCGAAGCUCGCUCGCCGGAAGCUUAUCGUACAGGCCCAGCGAGUCCAUACUUUCUCUGGCGCUUUUCACAUCCUUGGUAGCCUCUUUGGUUUUGAUAGUAUCGAAGAAAUCGCCAAACGAGACCGAUUGGCCCAAUUUGAGCAACUUGUCGAGCACUUCUUUAUUAUCGUUUUCAUCCGCAGAAAUCACAUCGGUCAGCUUAAAGUCGCCAGAAAGUCUGAUUUUCUUCAACCGUUCGAGCUCCUCAGCCUUCUGUUUAGCCAGUUCAGCCUCCUCAUUGGCCUUUCGCUCUUCCUCCGUGUUGGCCUGCACCCCAGCGAGCCGGUUCGAUCUCCGUGUUGGAACAGGUGCUUCUUUUUUCACUUUUUUGGGUUUGGGGCCAUUGCUAUUUGAUCUUUUCGUUUCUUCGGGCAAUUCUUUCUUGAACUCCCGCGACAACGUCUCCAAGUUCAGCUUCUUGAAAAGCUCUUUGUUACGAGCAAUAUUCUGCUGUCUUUGCCUCUCGAACUCAGAUAAAGCAACCAUGGUGAAAAAAAAAGGCGUUAGGUGUAGGUAA